Necator americanus (New World hookworm) is the source of this 2181-nucleotide messenger RNA. RefSeq lists its product as uncharacterized. The record is from RefSeq and is a predicted model, not a curated record. Lineage: Eukaryota; Metazoa; Nematoda; Chromadorea; Rhabditida; Ancylostomatidae. Bases 1 to 2181 code for a protein of 726 amino acids. The transcript is spliced from 3 exons.
AUGACGAUUAAGACUAUCCAUGGGAACUUGCAAUUCCAGAAGCCCUCCUCUCUACGCUGGACGUGGGAGUCACCCGGUGGAGUGCAUUGUAAUGAAAUAAACCACAUCAUCUUCAAUAAAAGGUUCUGCCCGACGGACGUCGAUGUUGUACCAAAGUUCUAUACGGGAUCGGACCAUCGCCUCCUCCGAGGAAGAUUUUCCUUCACAAGGAGAGCAGAGAAAGCCGCCAAGUUCAGAGAGAGAAAUCCCAGGACUACCAUCAACUGGGAUCUCUUCGCUACGCUAGCCGGCUUUUGGGAAGAUUCCGCAAUGGACAACAUCGACGAGGAAUAUGACCGGCUUGUUGAACGCCUUCACGACUGCGCGAAGAAGGCUGAGAGUUUUAAAACCACCAAGAUGCGCCUGUCUCUUGAAACUCUUGAGCUGAUAUGCCAGCGUGGAGCAGCACAAGCCGCAGGGAACCAAGAACUCACGUCCGAGCUCGCAAGGCUUUGCAGAGAGGCGAUAAAGGAAGACCGUAAAGAGAGAAGAGCAGAAGUGCUGGCUGAAGCUGCAGAGGCGGGGAAAAGUAUCCGCUAUGCCCGUCGAGACUUCGGCAGUCGCAAGACGGGGAUGACUGCUCUCCGGAACCCAAAGGGAACAGCCAUUGCAUCGAGAAUGGGGAUGGAGAAAAUCAUCUACGACUUAUACUCUGAUCUCUUCGACAGCCAUGUCCAUUUACCUCCUCACCAUCUGAGGGAAGAGGGGCAAGUCAUUCCAGAGGUCCUCCCGUCCGAAAUACGACAUGCUAUCAUGUCAGUAAGAAAUCGUACGGCACCCGGUCCCGACAGAAUAAGACCAGAACACCUCCCGCCAGUGCUCAUCAACACCCUGGCGAGGCUCUUUACACGUUAUCUGUCGAAAUGCAAGGUUUCUAAGCAGUGGAAGACCAGCAAGACCGUGUUGUUGUAUAAAAAGGGAGAUCCACAUGACAUCGGCAACUAUCGUCCAAUCUGUUUACUGUCCGUCAUCUACAAGCUCUUUGCAAGAGUGAUCCUUAAUAGGAUUGAAAAAGCCUUGGAUGAAGGACAGCCGUGCAAGCAAGCAGGGUUUCGAAAAGGAUUCAGCACGAUUGACCACAUUCACACUGUUUCGAAACACAUCGAGAAGGCCUUCGACUCAGUUGAGACGGAAGCGGAUAACCAAGGCGUCCCUGCUCAGUACAUAAAGAACAUCAUUAUUGACGUGAAGAGAGGGGUCCGACAGGGUGAUACAAUUUCACCCAAAACAUUCACAGCCACCCUCGAGAACGCAAUGCGAAAGUUGGAAUGGGACUACAUGGGAGUGAAGAUUGAUGGUCGGCAGCUACACCAUUUGCGCUUUGCUGAUGACAUCGUACUGAUAACAUCUAGCAUCAGCCAAGCGGAACGAAUGCUGACCGAAUUUGAUGAAACAUGUGGAUGCAUCGGUCUUCAGCUGAAUAUGCAAAAAACGAUGUUCAUGCGGAACGGAUGGGUCUCGGAUGCCUCAUUAACGCUCAACGGAACGAACAUAUCCGAAUGCACCAGCUACGUUUAUCUGGGUCGGGAACUGAAGAUGAUGAACGACCUGACCCCCGAGCUGGGCAGAAGGAAACGAGCGGCUUGGGGAGCGUACAAGAGCAUCGAGGAUGUAGUGAAGAAGACCAGGAACACCCGGCUCCGUGCUCACCUCUUCAACACCACCGUACUUCCUGCUUUGACCUAUGCUUCGGAAACCUGGGCAUUUCGCAAGCAGGAAGAAAACGCGGUGAGCGUCAUUGGACGCGCAGUUGAGAGAGUGAUGCUAGGAGUAUCCCGUUUCACGCAAGUGAGGGACGGGAUUCGAAGUUCUUUCCUACGUCAACGAUCGAAGAUUAGAGACGCCGCCGCGUUUGCCAAGGAAAGUAAAAUAAGGUGGAACGGACACGUGAUGCGCUUUAAUGACAACCGUUGCACCAGAGCCGUGAGCGACUGGGUUUCCCGCGAUAUUAAGCGCACUGAAGGAAGACCGCCGACCCGAUGGUCAGAUUUCUUCACGAAGUCCUUCAAAGAGAAAUAUGAUGCUCUUCGUGUCCCACGCGAAAGGAGGAACCACUGGGCUACUCUGGCACGCGAUCGGGACAAAUGGAAGAAUUACUGGCGCCCACUCGACCAGUUCGAAGAUCAACGGGAGUCAAGGUGA